This is a messenger RNA of Zootermopsis nevadensis, 5627 nucleotides long. NCBI's taxonomy places the organism in Eukaryota, Metazoa, Arthropoda, Insecta, Blattodea, Termopsidae. The record is from RefSeq and is a predicted model, not a curated record.
GAGAAGGGAGGAUAACAUCAAGAUGAAUCUUAGGGAGGUGGGCUGUGAGGAUGGCAAAUGGAUUUAGCUCAGAAUCAUGGUCAGUGGCUGGCUUUGGUGUUAAACCUGCAGGUUCUGCUACCAGGAAGUUUGCUUGGGAAUUGCUACUACCUUAUUUUAACUGAUGUAGUAUUUAACAUGCAAUUCGUUUUUGAGUUGCCAAUUUUUUCAGUAAUUUUUCGUAUGUGCGAUUCUUUAUUAGGUUAUGUAAUAAUAUUGUUUCAACUGCAAAAAUUAUAUAACAUUGAACGAGAUGGAAAGUUUAUCAAGAAUGGUACGUAAGGAUUUGAAAGGUAGUAGUUAUGGCCUAUUUUAAUCUAUUUUAGUAUUAACUGAGGAAAACCAUUUGACACAUGAAACCCACAUCCUGGCCAGUAUUUGGAGCACUAGAAUAUACAGAAUGUCCAUAGCUUCACUACGUGCUCUUGGGAUCAUUUUGAGUAGAAAAGUUCAAAUAAACGUGGGUCCGAUCUGCAACGGUUUGUCAAGAAAAUGCUCCGCUUUCACUAUGCAUCAGCUUCAUCUGCGAAAUUAGUUCACUGAGCAGCGCACGCAGGCAAGACAUUGCAGUCAGUGCUUGACAUCUCAGCGCUACUUGCGUUUUUUACAUGAAUAGAUGUCAUUGAUAUUGAAAGAUGUUCCUCUGCUAACCAAGCAAGAUAUGUGGCUGCAGCAAGAUGGCACACCUCUUCGUUUUGGCAGGCAGGUGACUGCACUUCUGGCCGAGGUGUUUGGCCAGCGAGGUCACCAGAUAUUUCGCCUUUGGAUUACUUUCUGUGGGGUCACAUGAAAUCCCUGGUGUAUGUCAUUAAGUCAAACAGUAGGGCUGAGCUGCUGAAUCGAAUAAUGGACUUCGGUGCGAACAUUGAAAAUGGUAAUGACUCUGUGAAGAGGGCUAUUACUUCAGUUACACGGAGGGUACAAAUGUGCAUCGACAAUCAGGGUGGCCAUUUCGAGUCACGCAAAUAACUCUGGUAGUUUGCGGUCGUGACAGAUGGCGCAAUGUGGAGGCCCAACGAAUAUAGAAAUAUGGCGGUCGACAUCAAACGUGCAGCUAAGAAACAGCAGCACAGGCCGACGAGACGGUAAAACGGGGCUGAAGACCACACUUUUGAAACAGGGGGCUAAGAUGUUGUUGGUGGCCGGCGGGCCGUGCGGGCCUGGUCAACCCUCACACCACGGCUCGCCACGGACCCGGUUCGAGUACGAUGAUAACGAGUGGGACAUUGGGAUAGGCGACCUCAUUAUAGACUUGGAUGCUGAUAUAGAGAAGACGAACGAAAAGAGUGGGGGGGUGGGAUCAGGGGGAACCACCGCCAACAGUAACAACUCGGGUAUGUCUUCUGCGACGAGUGGUACCGGCAGCAAGACCGGGAAGAUGGCAGUGGAACAUUCUGCCACGGUGGAUAAAGGACUCAAGAUGAAGAUUAAGCGGACAAAGCCUGGUACGAAGACCUGCGAAGCCAAACAUGAGAUAGUGAAGCCGGGUGAACAGAACGGCGGAGAGGCUGGUCUAGGGGAUGGCAGUAAGGGGAAGCACCCACCGCCUUCCAGUGUGAGUGGGGGUGGGCUCAGUGGAGGCAGCAGUGGGAGUGGUAGUAAUAGCAGUAGCAGUAACAGCAGUAGCACAGGCAGUGGUAGUGGCAGUAAUGGCGGAAGUGGGAACAGUAGCAGCAGUAGCAGUAGCAAGCGGGGAUCGAGUGGACACCGCAGAGACAAGGCGAGGGACAAACACGGGGGGACAGACAAGGCAGUGACUAAACCAACGCCAUCUCCUGCGCCACCUCAAUCCGUCGCGACAACUCCAGACGUGAACGGUGUAGUGCGACCAGCGGUGUCUUCGCUUACGCAGGCGAUGGCUCAGACCGUUCAGCAGACGCCGGCGCCACCCCAAGCACCGGCACCGCAGCAGCGGGUGGUGUUCCCCGUGUCUUCGGGUCCGGGGCCCCCUGCCCCCGUCGCUCCUAAUGCUCCGGGCCCGCCUUCCGUGGCAACUGCGGUCUCAGUAUCAGCUGCGUCGGCGACCGUGAAACCGGAGCCACCCAAGGUCCUGGUUUCCACAUCGACGGCGGCUGCGCCAGUGGAGGAGAAUAGAUCCACUUCCCCUCCUCCACCCAAAAAGAUAAAGACUUCUACAGAACCCAAGGACAUGUUGGACGUGUGCGUGGGGACGAGUGUUGGAACCAUCACGGAGCCUGAUUGUCUGGGGCCCUGUGAACCGGGAACCAGUGUUACCCUUGAGGGUAUUGUCUGGCACGAGACGGAGGGCGGAGUUCUGGUGGUGAAUGUGACAUGGCGAGGGAAGACUUACGUGGGCACACUCCUUGACUGCACCAGGCAUGACUGGGCCCCUCCAAGGUUCUGUGAUUCACCCACGAGUGAUCUGGAUGCUAGAAUGCCCAAAGGUCGAGGAAAGCGAGGCAGAGCAGCAGCUAGUACAAAUCCUGGAGGAGACCUCAGUAACUUCACGGAGACACGGUCAUCUGUGCACAGCAAGUUACGAAAUGGUGGGGCAAAGGGUCGACGUGGAGGUGCAGGUUCUUCGUCGAGUUCAGUUGCAACUGCUGGAACUGGAUCUCCUACGCCUUUUGCACCACCUCGACCAGAGUCUAACAGCAAAAGAAAGGGUCGGAUGCCAGACGAGGAAUCUGUCGGAGCUGGGAAGAAGAAUCGAAGCACGUCGGCGUCGGGAAGCAACAGUCCUCCUUCCUCACCGGUGCUACUUGAGUGUCCAGAACCAAAUUGUUCAAAGAAGUACAAGCAUAUCAAUGGGCUUAAGUACCACCAGUCACACGCGCAUGGGUCCGCAGAAGACGAGGACACAAAGGAUGCUGCAAGUCUGUCUGAAAAUGAUGAGAGCAAUGCAGAAGCACCAAGCCCAGCUCUGUCAGUCAAGUCUCCUGAAAAGUUUACAGACCAGCAGCAACAGCAGCGCAAAGACGAUCUCUCAAAUCAAAGUCCUUUGCCGACACCUCCAGGCGGACUUCAGGCAACACCUCUGCCCAUACCACCAAAUGUUUCAGAACAACCAAGCCAACCAGUUUUGAACAAGAGUGGAUUGGUUUCAUCACCGGCUCCUCAGAUGCCACCGGGUGUUUCAAAUCAAACUCCUGCUCCUCCAGAACUAGUCCCAGCUCCAGUUGCAUCGACAGGUCCGCUUUUGAGCCCUGAAGCAAAAAGUGUAGUAAAGCCUGGCGUUCUUCGUUUUGGACCGCCCGUCGAAGACUUUUCAGUGGGCGUGUUUUGUAGCAAUAAGCCAAUUUUGCCAGUGACUUCAGUGGCGAGCAGCAACACACCAGUAUCGACUAUCAGAGCUGUCAGUGUGGCAGUAGCUCCAAGCCAGCUACCAUCUCAGCCACAGCCUCUAACCCAGCCACAGUCCCAAACACAGGUUCCUCCUUUACAGCAGUCUCAGACACAACCUCAGCCUCAAACAUUGCCUCAGCCUCAAGUCCUUCAACUGCAACAGACCCUACCGCUUCCACAAUCACAACUGCCUAUAACCAAUAAGCCUCCCCCACCUCAGUUCAAGGUGAAACCAACUGCUUCUCUCAUGCCUGAUGACAAGAAGAAGUUGCAGGGUCACAAAAAGAAGAACCGCAAAUCUCCCGCCGGUAGUCCCCAUCCACAACCCGAACAACCAUCUUUUGGCGUAGACGCAUCAGGUCGUGAAGACGUACAAAGUCCUGCAUAUUCAGACAUAUCUGAUGAUACGGCUCCGGUUUUGGAAUCUGAGGUUGGCGAUGGAAAGAGCAAAGGACAGAUUGGGGACAAAAAGGGAGAAGUAGGGCAGGGACCUUCGCCACAUACCAUGCCACAUUAUGGCAUGUACCCCUUCUAUGGUCAACCGCCAUAUCUUGUUCCUUCUGUGCAGCAGGACAGUAAACCAAAGGAGAAUAAUGAGAAACUGGUGGAAAACAAAGGCAUAGAAAAGGAGAAGAAAGAUGGUGCAAGUAAUGGUGACUAUCAACAGAAAUUGUUACAACAACACUACUAUCCGUAUGGCUACAUGCCAAGUUAUGCUUACAAUCUGGAGCCUAGUUAUCCUGUGGCCGUUAUGCCCCCAGAAGAUAAAGGGAAAGAACCACUUGGUAAGGAAGAUAAGAGUCCUAGUCCCUCAGACCAAGGGAAGCCUAUUCCUGCAGCACCAAGUCCAAUCCAGGUUCCCAAUCCUUCCAAAGUGAAAGUUGAGCCUGGACCUGGUAUGAAGGACAAACAUCAGAAUGAAAACCAUCAAAUACUGAAAGAAAGCAUCGAGAUAAAGAACCAGAUGAGUCCGUAUUUGUAUUCACGCCAACAGCAGCAGCAGCAACAACAGCAACAGCAGCAUCAGCAACAGCAACAGCAACAGCAGCAGCAGCAGCAGCAGCAGCAACAACAACAACAACAGCAACAACAGGAAGAGUUGCGGAGGUAUUAUUUGUACCCUGAUCAACAACGUCGCAAAGAACCACAAGGGCAGCCAGAACCUUCACCCAAACCUAGUGCACCGCCCUCCAAACAAAUGUUGCCCAGCCCAAGCCAGAAGCAUAAAGAUAAACCUUCGGAAGAGAAGAAGGAGGAUAAGGUAAAACAGGAAGGAGUGAAACCUACAAUGGAGACGCAGGGUCCUCCACCGCCACCAACAUCCUCUUAUGCCUACAUCCAUCCAAGCUAUAUGCAGUCACCACAUUAUGGGGCAUUACCAUUUGAUCCUGGCCACCCCAUGUAUCGAAGCAUCAAUCCCAUGCUAGUUCCAGGAUACGGGACAAAUCCGUACCUUCACCCCCAGAUACCCCGUUAUCAUGCACCGGAAGAUCUAUCACGCCCGCCUUCAGGGCCUACCAAAGCGUUGGAUUUGCUGCAGCAUCAUGCUAACCAAUAUUACUCGUCGCAUAAAAUCCACGAGCUUCAGGAACGCGCACUCAAAUCUCCCACGCCUAAGACCGCAGUGUCGAGUGCUUCGCCAUCUGGAGCAGGUGGCCCGCCAGUAGGGGCCCCUCCAGGGCAGGGCAUACCUCAAGGGCCUCCUGUUUCUGUGGCAGGUAGUGGACCAGGAGGGCCUGCACCUACAGGAAAGCAGGUACCUGGUGAUGGAAAGGAAACAAGAUCUCCUCCUCCUCAACGUCACGUGCACACGCACCACCACACCCAUGUCGGGCUGGGCUACCCCAUACUGGCAGGCCAGUAUCCUGCACCUUAUGGAGGUAAGCCUAUGGUCCGGCCCUGACAGUAGUAAAUGUAGGCUUGUCUUGACCUACGGUAGUUGCUAGUCGUUGCCAUGAUCUGUGGCGGAUGUAUAGUACAGUACACCAUAUUGGUGACACUUCGAUUCUGACUGAUUUACCCUCAUUCCAGAGAGCUUGCAAAACAGUCAUAUUUUGUUACCAAAAAUAUCGUUGUUAUAAUACUUAAUAAAAUUAUUGUAUUUGCAGUAAAAUACCAUAGAUCUUAGAGAAGUCUGUGAUAUCUCUUAUGGCAUUAUUGAAUGGCGGUAGGAACCAAUAUCUUCUUUGUUUGUAAUACGUCACGAGGCAGUUUGUAAACAUUGUAUGUACAUAAGCAUAAAAUUAGUUCACAUGUGGUAAUAGUAAAUACUGUAAAAACUU